Brassica oleracea var. oleracea is the source of this 1973-nucleotide messenger RNA. RefSeq lists its product as uncharacterized. The transcript is spliced from 10 exons. The record is from RefSeq and is a predicted model, not a curated record. Gene Ontology annotation, molecular function: protein-lysine N-methyltransferase activity; protein binding. NCBI's taxonomy places the organism in Eukaryota, Viridiplantae, Streptophyta, Magnoliopsida, Brassicales, Brassicaceae. Bases 147 to 1772 code for a protein of 541 amino acids. Gene Ontology annotation, cellular component: nucleus. Gene Ontology annotation, biological process: peptidyl-lysine monomethylation.
UGGUACUCUUUAACUCCUUUCUCUUAAACCCUAAGUUUGAUUACUUGCUAUGUAAUAACAUACUUGGUUUUUAGUGAAAGCUCGUCUCUGUUUAUGAUGAUGAAUCUUAUUGUUGGGUUAAUUGCAAGGUUGGUGCUUUGAAUAUAAUGUCAGAGACUACUGUUGAGUUAUGCCUAGAGCUGUCCGAAGAUGAUCCCUUUUAUCAACAUAAAAAGAAGCUCUUGAGUAGCAAAGGUUUAGGAGUAAAGGAAACAAUGAGUCUUAGUGGACCAUUGUCUCAAGAGUUACUGAAUGCUGCAUUAGAAAAGCUGCUUCAGUUUGGAAGAAUAGUUAACCUCGACAAGGUGGAAGUUUACUUUGGCGAUGAUGCUUGCACUCCAGCUGGAGUUUACAGCGUUAGAAACGAAAUCUCAGCUCUCACCUGGAUCUUUUCCCUCAUCCCAGCUUCUUCUUGUAAACCACAAACAUUGGAAGCAGCCCUACGAGAAGCUGUAGAAGUUAGAAUCGGUGAGGUUGUUGGAGCAGAAGAGAAGGAAGCUAGAGUUGAUGAUAGCUAUAGAUGCGAGAAGGAAAUCAUAUUAGUAGAAUGGUGUCAGAGAAAUGGAGUCAAAACCAAACUGCAGAUAGCUCAGAUCGAUGGCUAUGGACGUGGAGCUAUAGCUACUGAAGACUUGAAAUUUGGAGAUGUUGCUUUAGAGAUACCAAUCUCAAGUAUCAUCUCUGAGGAGCAUGUGUACAACUCUGACAUGCACCAAAUACUGGAGAAGAUAGAUGGGAUGACAUCUGAGACAAUGAUGCUCUUAUGGACAAUGAGGGAGAAGCAUAACCAUGAGUCUAAAUUCAAACCAUACUUUGACUCUCUUCAGGAGAGUUUCUGCACCGGUUUGAGUUUUGGGGUGGAUGCCAUCAUGGUGCUUGAUGGUACACUGCUCUUAGAUGAGAUAAUGCAAUCUAAAGAGGUUUUGCGUGAGAGGUAUAAUGAACUGAUACCUCUUCUAUCGAACCACAAGAAUGUAUUUCCACCGGAGAUGUACACAUGGGAGCAUUACUUAUGGGCUUGUGAGUUGUAUUACUCCAACAGCAUACAAAUCAAGUUCCCUGAUGGAAAGCUAAAGACUUGCUUGAUUCCUGUCGCCGGUUUUCUCAACCAUUCGACAUGCCCACACAUAGUGAAAUAUGGGAAAGUAGAUUUGGAAACAAGUUCACUGAAGUUCCCAGUUUCAAGACCUUGCAACAGAGGGGAACAAUGUUAUCUUAGCUACGGAAACUACUCUAGUUCUCAUCUGUUAACGUUCUACGGGUUUCUACCAAAAGGAGAUAACCCUUAUGACAUCAUUCCCUUAGAUGUUGAUGUCAUUCAUGAUGAUGAUGAUGAUGAUGAUGAAGACAUGGAGAGUGAGUCUUCUUGGACAACUCACAUGUUACGUGGGACAUGGCUCUCUAGCAAUCACAACAUCUUCCACUAUGGCUUGCCUACUCCGUUGUUGAACUACUUGCGGAGAGCUCAUGGUCUUGUUCAUCAUUCCGAAACAGAUCUAUGGGAGAACUUGGAAGUAGAGAUGGGAGUACUCGAGAAUCUCAAAUCCACAUUUGACGACAUGAUGCAAAAUCUUGGCGAUGCUGAUUCUAUGGACAGAGAAAACGUGGAGUGGGAUGUUGAAAUGGCGAUGGAGUUCAAAGAGCGGCAGAGAAAGAUUGUCUCCUCCAUUCUUGAUUCUUGUUCUGCUGGUAUCAAAAUGGUUCAAGAAGCAAUAACUAAACCACCGGUUUAAUCAAGUCAGGAAGAGAAAACCGGUCCUGGAAAGGAGAUGAGAACCGGAUCUUGGAUUUGGUUUCACUGAGAAUUAUAUUUCAGGGGAAAAAUAAUAAUUAAACAGUCUUUUGAGUUAUAACUUUGAAUCAGUUGAAAGUUUAAAACCAAGAUGGACAGUCUCGGAUAUUAUAUAACACGAAACCUAAGCGUGUGGUACGCA